AGUUCUUUUUCUUUGGUUGUUGUGCGUCAUUGCGAGUCACGUAGACACGGACAUAUAUACACACGAACAAGCACGCACAAACACACAGAAGUACGCACAGACACGCAAUCAGCUCCUAUGUCUUUUUCACAAGUACAACACUGCGCCCGCGCUACGGCGACGGGCCUCGCGACGCUCCUCGUUGUCCUGUUGCUUCUCGUUCUUGCAGGUCUGCCGGCACAGGGCACAACCGCUGACGUCACCGGUUCGGCGUGGCUGAGCGGACCGGCUGAGAUUUGGGCCGCUGCGAUGGGAGGGUCCGACACCAGCGAGAACGCAAAGCUGCUCAGGGGGGCCAUCAAGAUGGAUUUUACUGCCGCCAUCACGGCCCUCGAUGCGGGUGCCGAUGUGACGGUGAGCACGCUGACGCCCAACACGGCACCCCUUUCAGGUCCUGUUUACGGCGCGCAGGCGACCUACACCGUCACCUCCACCUCGCUCACCGUACCGCAGAUCGACGAGUGCCUGCGCGGGGCCACAAUGACAACCCUCAACUCUUUCUUCGAUGCGGGGGCUGCGUCUUUGCACCUCACGAUUACGGUGCUGAACGCGUACGCGCCGGCAGACAUGACGCACAUUGGAGACACCUAUUUACCUUUAACGGGGGCGUCCUUCAUGUGGCAAAUGACCUUCGACAUCUUGACGGCUGCUGGGCCGGCUGCCUUGGCGAGCUUUAUCCUCCCGAUUAUGCAAGAUCUGCAGAACACCGUCGACUCGACUGAGAAACUAUACCUCAUGGUCGUGCCGGCGGAUGUCACGAAGCACAUUGUCAACGCCUCCUCCCUGUACGCGGCCUACUCCAUCUGGUCCUACCCCUCCAACCCAGACCCGGCCUCGGCGGCCACGUUGGAGGCGAAGGCCAUGACAACGCCGCUGGCGCACUUCAGCGCCUUCGUCAGGGGUCUGAAGACGACCUUCCCCGCCCUCGACGAAUACGCUGACCUCAUCCCAGACCCUGUCAAGACGUGGACGCCGCUCCUCCCGGACCCGAACGGCGGCAGUAGCAGCGGCGACGACGACGUGGUGGUCACGGGCUACGUCACAGGCAACUAUCUGCUCACCUUUGCCGGCGAGGUGGUAGUGUGGGAUCGAUCCUGGACAACGCAACGCGCGGCGGUGGAGGCGACGAUUGUGGCGGCGGCGGAGGCGAGGCUCCUGCGGCGUCAGUAUCGCACGACGGCCACGGUGGUGUCCGCCGAUACAGUGCAGAGCAGCAAGAAGUCUGUCAGCGGUCUGCAGGUGGUUUGCCACGUUACACACGGCUACCCCGCCGACGCGACGCAUAUCUGGGGGCCGAAUGACAUCGCCUCGAUGCUGCUGCAGGGUAACUACUCGGCCACCCAGAUGAUCUACACAGCUGCAGCUCUCAGCACGGCGGGCACGCCGACCGCCCUCGUCCCACGGCUCUCCGUCGUGGCCCUCGGGGACACCACCGUUGCUGCUGGUGCUCUGGCCUCGACGGAGAUCGAGUACGACUACACCGUGAAGAUUCUUCCUGUCGAGAUCGGACUGAUUGUGAUGGCGGCCGCUGUCUUUGGGUUGGCGAUGAUCGCCUUCUUCAUUGCGUGUGGGUGCUUCUGCUGUUGUCGCCACUGCAUCAGCACGAACAAACACGGCAACAGCACCCGCGCCAGGGGCAAAGCGGAACGCACGCCGCAGCUGCAGGCGGAUUUGGAACGCGAUCAGCGCCGCAGGAAGAACUUGGAUGCUGACUUCGCCAGCGACGAAGACCCAUAUCACGUCCACAAGAAGCACCGGAAAGGUACGCGAUCCCCUAACCCGCUGUGUUCCCAUGAUGAGCACAGAGCCCUUGGCCCCCGAGAAGAGGAUGAGCAGGAAACGCAGCAGCUGCGAACAACGUCGCUAACGUUCAGCAACUCGGAUAACUCGGAUCCGGUGAAGAAGGUGCCACCUCUGCCGAUUGCCGCGACGGAAGGCGUGCCGAUGGACCUCACGGAGACGCCUGUCACCCCCGGCGAGGAUCAUCCCCACAGGCACUACUACGACGCCACGCCCGAUGAACAGGCAGCGGAUGCGGUGGUGGACGCCGCUGUCGUCUCCGCACCCCCGCAGGAGGAGGAAAAGCACGGUGGCGGUCGCCCGCAGAGCUCGCGACACAUGAGGCAUCGCGGCAAGCGAGCUGCGGCUGCGGAGCCACCACGGCAGAGCACGCCUCCCCGACCUGAGGCCGGCAACAACUACACGCAGCAGUACAUGGCACUUGUGGACCCCACGCUCUUCUUCAGUACCGACGCCCCCGACCCGUGCGCCGCCGGACAGGAGGAGGCGACGGAGAAGCAAACACGGCUGAGCCAGAACAGCUUGCUGGAGGCGAAGAACGCCGCGGCGUUACCCCCGGCAGCGUACCCGCAACUUGACGAACACCACCUCCAAUACCAGCAACAGCGCUACCACCACCGCUACUCGGCGUCACCGCCGCCGGCAUACCCGUCUGCGGAGCUGUACGCUGGUGCCCCUGUCCCGACUACGACGACCUCGCUCUCCAGCUUCAUGCCGAUGCUAAAUAUCCGGAAAAAGAACUGA
Leptomonas pyrrhocoris is the source of this 2583-nucleotide messenger RNA. RefSeq lists its product as hypothetical. Bases 118 to 2583 code for a protein of 821 amino acids. The transcript has a single exon. Lineage: Eukaryota; Euglenozoa; Kinetoplastea; Trypanosomatida; Trypanosomatidae. The record is from RefSeq and is a predicted model, not a curated record.